Molecule: messenger RNA, 1641 nt
Organism: Aspergillus mulundensis
Lineage: Eukaryota; Fungi; Ascomycota; Eurotiomycetes; Eurotiales; Aspergillaceae
Product: leucine-rich repeat domain-containing protein
Exons: 2
Coding region: 1-1641 (546 amino acids)
Molecular function (GO): protein binding
Source: RefSeq, a predicted model, not a curated record
AUGGACACCGAACCGCCCCUCCCCCCACCCCCACGCAUCCGCCACCGCUCGCCGCACAAACCCUCGCACCAGCCCGGUUCCCAAUCCGGAACCGCAGCACGCGCACCCGCACGCGUAAACAAAACAACCUACCGCCGCCUCUCGCGCUUCGACGACGCCUCCAGCCAGCCAUCCAGCGACCCCGCCCUCUUCUCCAGCGACGACAUCCCCGCGUCGGGCCUCGAGAAUUACCACGCGACCGGGAACGCGAGCGGGAACGGCAAUGGGUCGCACUCGCGCAAACGCAGAUACCGCGGCACGUGGUGGGGGGAGAUGGUUAAGGAGAAGGAUGUGAAGAGGAAACGGGCGGACUUUAAGGAUAAGAGGUUCAAUGAUAGUGGGGUUUGGAUGGGGAGUGAUGAUUCCAGGGCUUCGGGGAUGGGGUUUCUUGCGAGUGAGGAUGCGGCGGCUUGGGGGGAGGAGUUGUUGGGCCAGAACCAGGAUUUGAACCAGGAUGGGGAUGCCGACGGGGAUGAGGGGAUGGGGAUGGCCACGGGCAUGGGACUGGGCAUGAUGCCGGCGCGCGCUGGGUUCGCGAAGAAGGUGGAGGAGUCGAGGGAGCACCAGUUGGCGCGUGCGGUGGUGAAUGAUUGCUUGGAGAGGGGACUGGACAGCGUCGACCUAAGCAAUGCCCCCCUCCGCACCAUCCCGCCAAACCUCCUCCGACCCCUUCAACACCUCACCAAGCUCCCAAGCAUCCGCGAACCCCCCAUCUCCGAAGAAGGCUACAGCUCCCUUCAACCCUUCCUCUGCCUCUUCCUGUCCGGAAACGCCCUUACAACCCUCCCGGGCGAACUCUUUGAGCUCGGCAACACGCGCGUCCUCAGCCUGCGCAACAACAAGCUGACGGAAAUUCCCCCUGCCAUCCGCAGACUAACUAAGCUCCAGGAACUGAAUGUCGCUGUUAAUCGUCUUACCGUUCUCCCCUGGGAACUCCUCUGGCUCAUCAAGAAGGGUGACUUGAAACAUCUCAUCAUUCGGCCGAACGAAUUCACUGAGAUCGAUGAUCCGGCAACGAAAAUCGCGCAUUGGCACCUCUCACCGGAAAGGGAGAACGAACCUGGAAGUGAAAAUGAGAUCGAGGCCGAAACUGCACCUGAAAGUCUCCCUCUCAAAGCCAUCGAGUAUGAAGGGCCCGCGCCUGAAGAAGCAUGGGCGCCUAUCCACGUCGCGACAAGCCCAGUCCAGCGCUUCAACAUGGACGGGCUCCCCAUCCCAAACUCACCAACCGCCACACACUCUCAAUCUCCCCCGCCGUCUCGCGUCCCCUCCCUCCGCGAAGUCUCCCUCCUCUCCUUCAGCAGAUCAACCUACUUCGACAUUCUCCCCGACGAAGAGCUGGCACUCUUCCCCAACCUAGCUCUCCCGCUCCUUUUGCACGCCCGCGACGUACGCAAUGCCGGCGGGCGGUCAUGCUCCGUCUGCCACCGCAGUUUUGUCAUCGCGCGCACGGAGUGGAUCGAGUGGUGGGACGUCAGUACGUAUGAGAAUGGGCUGAAGGGGCCGAGGGCGAGCGGGGAGCGGUUGAGGCCGGUGCCAUUCCGAAGACUGGGGUGUAGUCUCGGGUGUCUUCCUGCUACUCAUCAAGAGAGGGGUGAGUGA